CGGCCGGGGAGGAGGGGAGCGGGGCUAUAAAAGAGCUGAGAAAGUCCAGGACAGGGGUUUGACUCCGGAGGGCCAGAGAGAGCGAGAGACAGGCAGCGAGAGACUGAAAGACAGACAGACAGAGAGACAGUCUCUCUUGCUGCCGUCCUUCAGCACCUGAACCGGGAUCAGUGAUCUGGUUGGAUUGCAGCAGAAUGCCUUGUGACGUCAGCGCGCAGGUGUCCCGCGGCCAGUCGGAGCGGCAGUGCCAGCGGAGCUCCUUCGCCUUCUACCGCGCGGUGCGGGACCUGCGGCCGGCCUGGCUGCUGGAGGACAUGCGCACCAUGGAGGUCUUCCACUGGGAGGACGGCCGGCCGUGCGCGUUCACCCCCUCGGAGGCUCUCCUCUACGCCCUCGUGCAUGACCACCAGCAGUAUGCGCGCUACCUGCUGGACAGGUACUCCGUGAGCGCGCUCGGCGCGCCGAGCCGCAGCUUCUGCUGCUGCGCGGCGUCAGGUGCGCCGCACCUGUCCGUGGCCGUGCGCUACAACCGAAUCUCUAUCCUCGGCAUGAUCGUGGACGCGCUCAAGGACCUCCCCAGCGAGAACGCGCGCCGGGACUACCUGAACUGCCGCGGCGGGUGCGCGCACGCCGCGGACGCAGGAAAAACGGCGGUGCAUUUGGCGUGCGAGCUCGCGCGCCCGGAGUGUCUGCUGCUGCUGCUGGCGCACGGCGCAUGCCCGUACCUGGCGGACCGCGCGCGGCAAAGCCCGCUGGAGCGCGUGCUUCACCAACUGCGGCAGGACUCGGGCGCGGCGGCGGACACGCGCGGUCGGCAGGUGUGCGCGGGCUACCUGCUGCUCUUCAUGCCCAAACCGCCCAAACUUCACUUCCUGCAGCGCGAGCCGCAGCUGUGGCAGAGGCUGCUGGGAAACCACGCCUACCGCUGGCUGGCCGGCCUGGCCCCGCCCACCCUGUUCAUCCAGGCCUUGCAGACUGUAACCCGGGACGUCCCGGGACACCUGGACGCUCUGCCCCACUUCCUGAAGCCGCUGGACUUCCGGCUGGCGGGGCCUCUGUGGCCCUCCUGACAGUUACCAUGGAAAC
Messenger RNA from Myripristis murdjan (pinecone soldierfish), 1086 nucleotides. RefSeq names its product ankyrin repeat domain 9 (gene ankrd9). The transcript has a single exon. The coding region runs from base 195 to 1070 and encodes 291 amino acids. Gene Ontology annotation, molecular function: protein binding. NCBI's taxonomy places the organism in Eukaryota, Metazoa, Chordata, Actinopteri, Holocentriformes, Holocentridae. The record is from RefSeq and is a predicted model, not a curated record.